CAGUAGCAGUAGCAGACUAAAGUGAAAUAAAGGGACUAGACCAAGAGCUCCGCCGAGAGAUAUAGAGUCAUUUUAGGUUGCCAUGCCAGAGCUCACAGUUAUACUGGCUGGUGUUUUUGGUGUUGGUAAGUCCACCAUAUUCAAGAGAGUUGAAACAGGAGACUUCAUUCAAACACCUCCACCACAAUCCCUCAGCAAUUCAAAGAGUGACGGGGGGAUCGAGUGCUAUACUUACAAGAAGACAAUUGACGAUAAGGAAUACAAUGUCACACUAUGGGACACAGGUGGAUUGGAGAGAUACAACUCAAUGACCUCUAGCUAUUACAGAUACUGUCAGGCUGUCAUAUUAGUGUAUGAUGCCAGUCCAGAUCAACUGAGCACACUGUUUGCUCUGAAAGGAUGGAUUGAUGAAGCAAGAACUGCUUCUUCCCGGGGUGAGAGGGUAAUCCUGUCGUUAUGGGGCAACAAGUCUGAUAAGCUUGGUCCAGGAGAGUCUGUCCCAAGUCCUGAGGCCCAAGCGUUCAUGAGAGAAUACUCGAUACCAGACAACCUUCAUUACUCGGUAUCAGCUCUCACUGGGCACAAUGUGAUGGAAGCAUUGCACAGUUUCAUGAGACACAUUGACACUGUAGUAUCAGUCAACAUGAGCACCAGCUUCACACUCAGCGAUCAAGAAUCACAUGAAAAUAGCUCAAGACCACAGACCUGGCGUCAAAAGAUCUGUAGCAAAUGUUGAUAUAAAUAUUUUUAUUGUAAAUUUUCACAGUUUAUUCAUUAUUUUGCAAAAUAACAUUUUUAGUUUGUUUUAAACUGCACAUGUUCAUGUUGUUGGUUUAGUUAGAGUUUAAUUUACUUUUAAUUAAUAAAUUCCUCUUCCUCAAGGAAAGAUGGCCGUCUCUUCCCAAGUCAGUGGUGUUGCCCAAUUCUCUUUCGUUCUCUCAGGAUUAGCUGGAGUGGGUAAGACUGCCAUAUUCAACCAUUUGAAGAAGUUGGCAGGAUCUCCAGAGGCCACGGAACCAGCUAGUGGUGGUGGAAUAGAUUGCUGCAUAUACUCAACUGUUGUGAGAGGACUAAAGUGCAAGAUAUCAAUAUUUGAUACGGGAGGUUUGGAAAGAUAUGCUUCGCUGACCUCCAACUAUUAUCAUCGUUGUAACGGAGUCAUACUGGUCUAUCUGAACGACCCUGACAGACUGGAUACUCUAACCUGUUUGAACCUCUCGAUUGAAAGUGCCCUGUCUUACAACAAAUCCCCGGACAUGUUGGUCUUCUCUUUAUGGGGCAACUCUUUUAAUGAUGAGAGGGACCCAAUGACGGAAUCAAUUGCUUCUCUACAGGAACACGUCUCGGCACUCCUUGAGAACACGUCUAUACCAAAGAAGCUUCAUUUUAUAGUUAACCCAAUGACAGGGAGAGGGAUAAAGGAGGCCAUUGAUGGUCUGGUAGUUGCUGUACAGAGCAGGUGCAGGGAUAAGUCUGAUUCUGUUCUCUCUCCGAGCGAGGCUAUACUGACCAGCAUUGACUCAGCCGAGAGUUUUGAUGAUGCUACCAGUCCAUUACAACUUAAUGUGGAGGAGGAGAGAAAGAGAGAGGGAGGGAGGGGAGGUAAGGCUUCUUCUGGUAAAGGUGGCCCAAAGAAGAAAUGCUGUUUCUCUACUAGUUGAUAAUGUCACUUUUCGCAACUAUAAAUUUACCAUUAUUAUUAUUAUCACUAUUAUUAUUAUUAUCAUUAUUUUUGUUGUUGAAUUGUUGUCCUUGUUUUCGUGUACUGCAGUAUCAUAAAAGAUUAUUUCACACUAAAA
Molecule: messenger RNA, 1799 nt
Organism: Amphimedon queenslandica
Lineage: Eukaryota; Metazoa; Porifera; Demospongiae; Haplosclerida; Niphatidae
Product: ras-related protein Rab-11B-like
Exons: 3
Coding region: 83-736 (217 amino acids)
Molecular function (GO): GTP binding; GTPase activity
Source: RefSeq, a predicted model, not a curated record